AUGGCUGUCCAUCCUGCUUAUUCCUGCAUCAGAGGCGUUGCGCGGGCAAUACUGCAGGAUUUAUGUAGCCAGGAAAUUCCAGAGUCGGGACUCGCUAUCUCCCCUGCAUCUAUAGGGAUCGCGAUGGCCAUGUUAAUAGGUGCUGCCACCCCGUCGGACGCAGAGAGGAUGUGCACCUCAUUGGGCGUGGCGAGGCCAGAGAAAUUCGACGUUGUCCACCAUUUUCUAAAGCACUGCAAAGAUACCACUGCAGUAGCGAAUGCAUUAUUUGCUGACAAGGGGACAGUACUAGAUGAUGAGUACGCUCGCUUCUUGGAUGGGUUUGACGUCUGCGCAAACAUGGAAUUUCCACGCUUACUUGACGGACUAACCGCUAUAAACGGCUGGAUAUCGGACAACACCAUGGGCAUGAUCAAAAACAUGAUUUGCAAUGACAACCUUGCUCACUCUCACCUUGUACUCAUCAAUGCACUAGCAUUCAAGGGCAUCUGGAAAGAAAAGUUUGAUCCGAAAAACACCGUUUCAGACUACCAAUUCAAGGUCACGGAUUCAGAUAUUCGCCGUGUUGACAUGAUGUUUCGUUUUGGAGAAGAAAUAUUCGUAUGUGAUACACCAAAGUACAAUGCAGUGAAGCUACCAUAUGAAGCUGAGAGUCUUUCUGCAUCAACUUCAUUCAAGGCUUAUCUACCGCGUGACGGCGUAUCAGUGCAAGAGGUUUUGUCCAGCCUGUCUUCUGAACAGGCCCCAUUCCGCCAGAAAAAAGUUAGUAGGCUCGGGUUUCCAAAGGUUGACAUGUCCUAUGGUACGGAUCUUUUGGAGGUUUUCCAGCACAUAGGGACCUAUAUUCCCUCUGGUUUUCCCAAGAUGGGAGCCGGAGAAAAUAUUCUCAGUGCUAUCCUCCAUAACACGGCUAUCACGAUCGAUGAACAGGGUACCAGGGCCGUCGCUGCCACUGCUAUAAUGAUGACCAGGAGUGCGGUGGAGCCAUCGACCGUUCUUGUUUUUAAUAAGCCGUUUGUCUUCUCUAUCGAGUCAGAAACGACACAGUGUCCCUUGUUUAUGGGCGUGUUCUUCCCGAAACGUUGA
This is a messenger RNA of Trichophyton rubrum CBS 118892, 1086 nucleotides long. RefSeq lists its product as uncharacterized. Gene Ontology annotation, molecular function: serine-type endopeptidase inhibitor activity. The transcript has a single exon. Bases 1 to 1086 code for a protein of 361 amino acids. The record is from RefSeq and is a predicted model, not a curated record. NCBI's taxonomy places the organism in Eukaryota, Fungi, Ascomycota, Eurotiomycetes, Onygenales, Arthrodermataceae.